AUGGAGCCUUUGAAUGUCUUGAUGAUCGGUACCGGAGAGUACACCACCGGCUUCGUCGGUGGAGGUGCCUCUGGCUCAGACAAGAAGGUUGGUGUCGUUGGUCUCAGCCUCUUUGACCUGCGCCGUCGCGAAAAGGUCAACAAGCUGGGCAUGGUUGGAGUCAAUGGCAAGAAGUUCCCUGCUAUUCGCGAACAUCUCGAUAAGAACAUCCAGCAAGUCUACAACAACCUCGACACCUCCUUCGACUCAUUCCCAGAAAACGACAAGGUCGACCCCGAUGCCUACAAGGCCGCCAUCGACGCCCUCAGCCCCGGAAGUGCCAUCACAAUCUUCACCCCAGACCCUACCCACUUCCCCAUCGCAAAGUAUGCCAUUGAGCGCGGCAUCCACGUCAUGAUCACAAAGCCCGCUGUCAAGGCCCUCGAGCAGCACCAGGAGCUGGUCGACCUUGCUCAGCAGAAGGGCGUCUACGUCUACGUCGAGCACCACAAGCGCUACGAUCCCGCCUACGCUGAUGCCCGCGCAAAGGCCCAGAAGCUCGGCGACUUCAACUACUUUUACAGCUACAUGUCCCAGCCCAAGUCGCAGCUCGAGACCUUCAAGGCCUGGGCCGGCAAGGAGUCUGACAUCUCCUACUACCUCAACAGCCACCACAUCGACAUCAACGACUCUAUGGUCCAGGAGCGCGGUUACGUGCCCGUGAGCGUCAGCGCCUCUUCCUCCAAGGGUGUUGCUGUUGACCUAGGCUGCGAUCCUGCGACCGAGGACACCAUCUCUCUCCUCACCACAUGGAACAAGAAGGACGAUCCCAGCAAGCGCGCCGUCGGUGUCUACACUGCUUCAUGGACUGCGCCCCAAAAGGCCGGCGUCCACUCCAACCAGUACUUCCACUACCUCGCCGCCAACGGUGAGAUCCGCAUCGAUCAGGCCAAGCGAGGCUACGACGUCGCCGACGACUCUGUUGGUCAGAUGAUGUGGUACAACCCCUUCUACAUGAAGUACGCCCCCGACGAGGAUGGCAACUUUGCCGGACAGACUGGUUACGGCUACAUCUCCAUCGAGAAGUUCGUUGACGGUUGUCGCGCCGUGAACGCUGGCAAGCUCAAGCCUGAAGACCUUGACGCUAAGCCUCUACCCACUCUCAGAAAUACCAUUGCCACAACCGCGAUUCUCGAGGCUGGUCGAAGGAGUAUUGAUGAGAAGAGGGAGGUGAAGAUUGUGGUUGAGAAUGGCAAGUGGAGGCUGGAGUAA
Fusarium sp. VM40 is the source of this 1251-nucleotide messenger RNA. Lineage: Eukaryota; Fungi; Ascomycota; Sordariomycetes; Hypocreales; Nectriaceae. The record is from the annotation of a GenBank genome assembly.